UAUUUUUGAACCAAGACUGACCCAAAAUGAAAGCCAGUCUCCUCUUCGCCAGUCCGAAAGAACUCCUUCUUCUUCAUUUGUGGGUUUGGCACCUUGCUGUCUAUUCAAGAAUGGAGUCGAGGUUCUAAGUCAUAUGAGUCCUAAGCAACUGUUUCUGCAUCUUAAUUCUUAAACCCUUCCAAAGAUAGUUAAAACUUAGAACCCUUCAUUUUCCCAAUCGAAAUUCAUAAAGAAAGUUGUCAUUUUACAUGAGAUCAUGAGCGAGACAGAUUCUUGACGGAUUGAAGAAGAGAUGGAUACCAAAUUGCAGUCGUCGGCGCCGGCGUCGGCGGAAGAUCCCUUGGCCGCCGUUAAAGAAGCCAAGAAGCAGUUAGAAACCCGGGUAGAUACCCUUCACGAAGCUCAGGUUGAGCUCAUUUCCUCUCUCCAAACCCUAGUCCCUGACAUCGUCUCUUCUCUCGACCUUUCUCUUCAUAUUAUUUCUACUUUCAAUCAAGGUCGACCCUUUGUUCCUCUUCCCAACCCACUUCCCGUUCCCAAUUCCGGCCCUAGUAAAGCCCCCCCCAUUCGAAAAUCCGAGCCCUCAAUCUUGAAUCAGCAGAAGAAGCUGAAGUCGUCGCCACCACCGGCGGUUAACGAGGGCGUUGGUGGUGGUGGUGGGGUUGCACCGCUUUCGGUGGUCAGGUCCAUGGUGGCGGUGUGUUUGCUGGAGAUUGUUCCGUUUAUGAGAAUCGAUUCCUCCUCGGUUCUGAGGAAGCUUCAGGAGGAUAAUGACCAGUCGGCAGCGACGGCUGUGGAGAGGGCGGCUCUGAGGGAGCUGGGAGGAGGAGGAGGGGAGACUGGUGGGAUUCUGGCCGUGGAGAUGGCUCUGCGGUCAAUGGCAGCGGAUAAUGGUGGCGUGGAGCUUGAGGAAUUUGUGGUCAAUGGGAAGUCAAGGGUGAUGGUGGUAUCUAUUGAUCGGACUAAGCUCGUAAAAGAACUGCCGGAGAGUAAACAGCUUUAUCAGCAGUCCAAUUCCGACUUAAAAAGUCGAAACAUUGGGCCACCAGCUAGCAAUAGUAAUGCUAAUCUUGGUGGUGGUGGGGCUGGGGGUUUUAGGCCAAUGAGGCCGGAGAUGUGGGGAACCAGCCCUGGAAUGUUUGCAAGGGGGAUGCCAAGAGGGAUGCCUCCUCCUUCUCCUGGCAGUGGGAUUAUGGGAAUGAUGCCAAGGGGAGUUGGGGUGCCGCCUCCAAUGCAGAGGCCUCCCACGCCCAUGAACAUGGUGGUGGGGCCAACUUCUGCUAUGAAGCCGCCUAGUAGAUCGGAGGAGGAUGAUAUGAAAGAUAUUGAGGCUUUGUUGAAUACGAAGAGUUUUAGGGAACAGCAGAAGUCAAAGGCCGGUGAGGAGCUCUUGGACCUCAUUCAUAGACCGACUGCUAAGGAAACUGCUGUGGCUGCAAAGUUCAAAAGCAAAGGUGGUUCUCAAGUGAAAGAGUACUGCACGGCUUUGACUAAGGAAGAUUGUCGACGUCAGUCUGGUUCAUAUAUUGCCUGCCAAAAGGUUCAUUUCCGGAGAAUUAUUGCUCCACAUACGGAUGUCAUAUUGGGUGACUGCUCAUUCCUUGAUACUUGUCGCCAUAUGAAGACAUGCAAGUAUGUGCAUUACGAACUCGACUCAACACCGGAUAUGUCUGCAUUGGGGGCACUCACUCCUCCCAAGCCAUUAAAGCCUCAAAGGGAUGUGCAUUACUGUUCAGAAGUUGAGCUCGGUGAAUCACAAUGGAUUAACUGUGAUAUACGGAAUUUUCGAAUGGAUAUUCUUGGGCAUUAUGGGGUUAUCAUGGCCGAUCCACCAUGGGAUAUUCAUAUGGAAUUGCCUUAUGGGACAAUGGCUGAUGAUGAAAUGCGAACACUUAAUGUUCCUGCAUUGCAGACUGAUGGUCUGAUUUUCCUAUGGGUGACUGGACGUGCAAUGGAGUUGGGGCGUGAAUGUUUGGAACUAUGGGGGUACAAACGAGUUGAGGAGAUCAUCUGGGUGAAGACCAACCAGCUGCAGCGUAUUAUCAGAACUGGCCGAACUGGGCAUUGGUUGAAUCACAGUAAGGAGCACUGCCUUGUUGGUAUAAAGGGUAAUCCUGAAGUAAAUAGAAAUAUCGACACCGAUGUCGUCGUUGCUGAAGUCAGAGAGACUAGUCGGAAGCCAGAUGAGGUGAAUAUCCAUCUAUGUUUGCACCCUUGCAACAAGGCAUCUAUCCAGAUUAAAAGUUUUUCUUCUUUUUUUUUUCCAAUGCUUAAUCAAGCUUGACACAUCACAGUUUCGGAGACUAAAUCAAUGUCUUUCUCAUUUCAGAUGUACCCUUUGCUUGAGCGGAUAAUGCCUGGGGCUAGAAAGCUAGAAUUGUUUGCUCGGAUGCAUAACUGUCAUCCUGGGUAUGUAUAACUCUGCUUCUUGAAUGGAAAAUAUGAAUCCUUGAAUUUGCCUCUCAGAAUUUCAGUCUGCUAUAAUCUGAAAUAGAUUAAGUUUGAGAUGCACGCCCUUUUCCUCUAAAUCUACAAUUCGUGAUCUUUAAUUUGAGAAGUGGAAUCUGUAAAUAAUCUAAACAUUUUCAUGGAUGGGGCACUUACCCUGACAUUACACUUACAGUAGUGCUAGCGUCAGAUUUAAAAUUAGCUCCCAAAGCUUAUUUAUUUCGAAUUCAGAAUAGCACCCAUUUUACUUACAUAUCUUGUUUGUUUUGAAUAUUGGUUGCCUUAUUGAUUUGGAUUGUACUGGUUUGACGCACACGUGGCAGGUGGAUGUCUCUGGGUAACCAACUAAAUGGCGUACGCCUUGUUGAUGAAGGCCUUCGGGCAAGGUUCAAGGCUGCUUAUCCUGAUGUUGAGGUGCAACCCGCAUCACCACCGAGGGACGUGGACUCCAAUGCAAGGAAUUCGCUGGGGGAAGGUGAAUUGAAGACCUCGGGAGCCCCACAUGUCCAGGCAACCAAUCCUAUGGCUUCUCAAGAGAAGCCCCCAAAUCUCAACGUGGAUAUAACCAACUAGCAUAAUUUGAUUAUUUCUAGAGGUUAGAUUAUGGUCUUUCCUGUAACCUAGUUAGUGUACAAAGAGGCAAGUAUUGGCCACUGCGCUCCAUUUGACUGUCGAAUUCCAUUACUUAACCAGGCACCACUCCAGUUCAUUUGAGAGUUUGUGCCUUUGUGAAUGCUUAUAUCAUGCUGCGCUGCUGGCCAGUGUUUUCACCUCCUUGAAAGGAAAUCCAAUUAUUACAUUUUGGCAUUUUGUUGAAAUUACGAUGUGAUUAAUCUGGAAAUUUUUCACAAGUUUUAAAUAUCCACGAUUUUUAGAAUUGAAAUACUAGUUCAAUUUAUUUGAGAAAUGAAAAAAAAUAAAAAUGAAUAGAAUAAUUUUUUUUUUAUUUAUCAAUACAUCUAGGGAUUACUUGUUAUUUUCAUGUUUCUGAUAUAGACCGUCAUUAUUUUAUUAUAGUACUCCUUUUCUU
Oldenlandia corymbosa var. corymbosa is the source of this 3478-nucleotide messenger RNA. The record is from the annotation of a GenBank genome assembly. Lineage: Eukaryota; Viridiplantae; Streptophyta; Magnoliopsida; Gentianales; Rubiaceae.